AAUAUGAAGCCAAUAUUGAUGAAAGGCCAUGAAAGGCCUUUGACGUAUCUCAAGUAUAACAGAGAAGGUGAUCUUCUCUUUUCAUGCUCAAAAGAUUCUACACCGACUGUGUGGUUUGCUAAUGAUGGUGAGCGUCUGGGUACUUACAUAGGACACCAUGGAGCGGUUUGGUGUUGUGAUGUAUCAAGAGACUCCAGGCGCCUUAUUACAGCAAGUGCCGAUCAGACAGCAAAGCUGUGGGAUGUUCAAUCUGGAACCGAGCUUUUUUCCUUCAAUUUUGAUACUCCAGCUAGAGCUGUAGAUUUCGCACUUGGGGAUAAGCUUGCUGUAAUCACCACAGAUCCUUUCAUGGACGUUCGGACUUCGAGCAUUCAUGUGAAAACCAUCUCUAGCGAUCCAGAUGAACAGACUGGUGAUUCUGUGCUUACGAUUAAUGGUAUCCGAGGAAGAAUCAAAGCUGUAUGGGGACCGUUGAACAAGACUAUAAUCAGUGCUGGUGAAGACGCAAUCGUCCGCAUGUGGGAUUCGGAGACGGGACAACUGCUCAAUGAAUCAAGCAAUGAAACUGGACAUCAUAAGAACAUUACUUCGCUCUCGAUGUCUGAAGAUGGAUCGCACUUCCUAACCGGUUCUUUAGACAAGUCUGCUAUACUUUGGAACACCAGGACGUUGGAAAUUAUCAAGACUUAUGUAUCGAAACGUCCAAUCAAUGCUGUUGCGAUGUCUCCACUUUAUGACCAUGUGGUUGUUGGAGGUGGUCAAGAAGCAGGGGUGGUCACUACAACCGAUCAUCAUGCUGGGAAGUUUGAGGCUAAAUUCUUCGACAAGAUUCGUGGGGAAGAGAUUGGUGCUGUAAAAGGACAUUUUGGGCCGAUUAAUGCGUUGGCGUUUAACCCUGACGGAAGAAGUUUCUCAAGCGGAGGAGAAGAUGGUUAUGUAAGGUUACAUCACUUUGAUCAAGAUUAUUUCGAUGACACUAAGUAG
Molecule: messenger RNA, 984 nt
Organism: Papaver somniferum (opium poppy)
Lineage: Eukaryota; Viridiplantae; Streptophyta; Magnoliopsida; Ranunculales; Papaveraceae
Product: eukaryotic translation initiation factor 3 subunit I-like
Exons: 1
Coding region: 4-984 (326 amino acids)
Biological process (GO): cytoplasmic translational initiation
Cellular component (GO): cytoplasm; eukaryotic translation initiation factor 3 complex, eIF3m
Molecular function (GO): RNA binding; translation initiation factor activity; protein binding
Source: RefSeq, a predicted model, not a curated record